ACCGGAGGAUCUAUGGGACAUUUUCGCAAAAACCAUGGCAGCCAACAAAAAAGGCUUCCACGUCACACCUUCAAAACUCGACUUCAGCAACCAGUUUCUCCUCCAGCUCGCUACUCCCUCCCAGUGGACAGACUCUCUGCACAUGGCUGUCCUAAUGCACAUGCUAGACAUGCAUCACAAAGAUGUGCUACAGAUGGAGAAUGCGACGUUUAUGCCUCCCACCCUCACCUCAUUGAUGCAGUCCAAAGAUCGCCAAUUUCAAGCCGCACUUAAGAAAGACAAAAUCAGGUGGGAUCAGCGGAUAUCUAAACUCAUCCUCCUUCCUGGUAAAACCUGGAUGAAAGAAGUGGUGAAGGUAUACACUCCAAUGAUAUGGGCGGACAGACACUGGGUUGGGUUAGCGAUCGACCUCCGGGCUGGACAUGUCGACGUACUAGAUUCACUGCCCUCUCUAUACAACGAGGAACGUGUUCAACGAUUUCUCAGGCCCAUCCUCCAGAUGCUCCCCUAUCUCAUCCGCUACGUGGCCAAGAACAACUCCCGUGAUCUAUCUCCUUUUACAUGCCAGCGGAGAACGGGCACAUAUGAAAACUCAAGGUCUGGCGACUGCGGUCCUGUAUGCGCUAAGUUUAUGGAGCUACAUCUUUACGGUGACCCGUAUCCACACAUGAGCGGUCUCACAGAUGGCAUGGUUGACAAGUUCCGCCAACAAUACGCAAUGGAAGCGUAUAAAACCAUUGUCUUAUUGUCUUACCAGCUUACUACUAGUCUUCUCUCCCUAACUAUAGUUCUACGGAUUAACAAGGCACCUUUUCAUGUUUUUCUACUAAUGUGCCUUCCUAGUUAUCGGAGAACUUAUGUAUUUUGUAUUGUUUUUCAAUCCGGCUAG
Brassica rapa (field mustard) is the source of this 889-nucleotide messenger RNA. RefSeq lists its product as uncharacterized. The record is from RefSeq and is a predicted model, not a curated record. NCBI's taxonomy places the organism in Eukaryota, Viridiplantae, Streptophyta, Magnoliopsida, Brassicales, Brassicaceae. Gene Ontology annotation, molecular function: cysteine-type peptidase activity. Gene Ontology annotation, biological process: proteolysis.